Micromonas pusilla CCMP1545 is the source of this 2388-nucleotide messenger RNA. RefSeq lists its product as uncharacterized. The coding region runs from base 1 to 2388 and encodes 795 amino acids. Lineage: Eukaryota; Viridiplantae; Chlorophyta; Mamiellophyceae; Mamiellales; Mamiellaceae. The record is from RefSeq and is a predicted model, not a curated record. The transcript has 3 exons.
AUGAAUGCGCGAUCGAUUCGUCGUCGUCGCGAGCGACGCGACGAGAUCGCUGACCGACGCCGCCGCCGUCGUCCCUCCCCUCCCUUCCCCGUCUGUGUCCACAGGGCGACGAACACCGCGGCGUCGGCGUCGCGCUCCUCCUCCGCGUCGUCCAUCGCCAAAGAGAACGCGCCAGCUGUACCGCCGACGACGACGACGUCCGCGGAGGAUGCGCGCGCGAUGAUGCGCGAGGCGCAAAAGACGCGGCAGCGCGCGCGCGAGUCCGAGGCGGAGCUCGGGGACGCGCAGGAGACGAUCCAGACGCUCCAGGCGCGGUACCGGGACCUCGAAGCGCGGUGCGCGGAGGAGAAGCGCGCGCUGAGGAAGGAGCUGAGCGCGGUGAAGGAGACGCUCUCGGAGACCAACGCGCGGCACGCGGCCGCGAUGAAGGAUGCGGAGGCGGCGCACGCCGCGCGGCACGACGCCCUCGCGGAGGCGCACGUCAGGUCGCGCCGCGAGCUCGCGACGUUGCAGGGCGCGGUGCCGACGGCGGCGGGCGACGCCGGGCGAGACCUGGCGUCCUACGCCGAGGAGGAGCACGCGGAAGCGGCGCGGGCGCUCGUCCGCCAGCACGAGGACUCCAAGGAGAAGUGGAGGAGGGACAGCGCGAGGGCGUACGGCGAGUUGGAGGCGUCGAAGGACCAGCAGAUCGCCAACCUGAAGGAGCAGUCGGCGUUUUUUCUGCGACGAAAGGAGGAGGAGCUCCGAGAAUACGUCCGCGAGGUCGACGCGUACAAGAAACACAAGGAGCGCGAGACGACGCAGCUGCGCAACGAGAGCGAGUACCUGCACCGGUGGGCGCUGGCGAUAAACGCGCUCGUGGGGAACGUCGAGAGCGGCGCGUAUCCGGCGCGAGAGAUUGGGGGAUUACGGAAGCUGACGAUCCCGGCGCGCGAUAAGCCCGGGUCUCUGGACGUCGAGGUGUUAAAGCGCAAAGCCGACGCGGCGACGCGGUUCCUGGAAACUAUGAAUUUACCCACCGCGAGCGCGGGCGGCGGCGGGUCGUUGCAGAGCACGGGGAACAGCGUGGGCGGGCUCUCCACCGCCGCGCCCGGCGAUUUCGACGGCUUAGAGACCAAGGCGAGCCUCGCGGAGGACGAGCGCGCGGCGAUCGAAGAGCGCACGCUUCGCGAGCUCUCCUCGCACCCCACGAUCGAGUACAUCCGCGCGCUCGAGGAGGAGAACGACCGGGCGAACAAAGAGCUGAGUCAGCAUCGCCGACGCGCGAGCGAGCAGCAUCUCGCGCUGAUGAAUUUGCGGCGGCGGGAAAGAGAGGAGACGUCGGAGACGCUGGGAGAGUCCAUGGCGGGCGUGAGCGUCGGGCGCGACCUCGCGAGCGCGCGGGCGCGAUCCGAGAACGCCGCCGUCGCCGUCGCGUUCGGGAAGACGACGGGGAGCUCCAAGGUGUUGCAGCACGAGCGCGGGACGGGGCGGCCGACGUCCGCGGCGCUUCUGCACGGCAGCCUGGGACGGAAAGAGUCGGCGCGCGCGGAGGAAAGGGCGAUGUCCAUGCGGAGCGUCAGCGCGAGGAGCGGGAGGAGCGCGUACUCGACCGCGGCGUCGUCGGACUUCCAGGCACAGACCGGUCCCGGGUCGACCGGGUACUCGCGGUCGCGGCCGAUCAGCGCCAAGCCGAUCAGGCGCGUUCUCCUUACACUGGACUUUUGCCGGCGUGUCUCUCCGCCCACUCCUCGCUUUCAAUCCCCGCCCACGGCGCCUUUCAACUCCGCUUCUGACGCCUUUCAACUCCACCCCGACGUUCGCUCGUAUGGAACGACCCUCAGCGUCAAGGACGGGAGACUAAGAAGCCGCCCGACGACGGCGCGGACUCUGAGCGCGGCUUCUUCGACGUAUCCGCGCGACGAUCGCGACUACGCCGACGUCUCCGCCGCCGUCGACGCGCACCUCGGCGAGACGCUCACGUUUGAAGAGCGCGAGGCGGAGCUCCGGGCGUGGCGCGAGAAGCAAGAGCGCGCGAGUUACUUUGGACCGAAUUACAAGGGCGGGCCGCUGCUCGGCGGCACCGGCGGGCGGCGCCGCGACUUGGACCAGGCGCGUUCUUCUUCGCAUAUUUGGUUCCCGCGUCGACCGAGCGGCUACGCGAGGCUCGAGCGCGGCGGCCACUGGCACCGCGAGGGCUUACCCGCGAUCGAGGCGAGCGAGCCGGGGAUCGACUACGGGCAGCCCGGCGCGGACCCGCCGGGGGCAAACACGCAUAAACACGAGGGGAAGCAUCGGCAGAAGCCUGAGCACCGGCCGUCGCAGAGGGUGCUGGCGGGGGAGAAUAAGCCGCCGCCGUUCGCCGCCGCAGGCGAGAACGCUUCCCGUACGCUCCCGUUCGCGUGCUGA